UCCAAAAGAGCACAAAGUAAAAGCCUCUGCCUGCAGAGGGAAGAAGAAGAGGAAGAAGAAGAAGGGAAAAUGGCUUCUCAAGAAUCAGAAGGCAGAGAGCAAGCAGUUGCCGUUGAAGUUCUAGACAACAGCAUUGGCCAACCUGCCUGCAAGAAAGGUGGAUGGAGCACCGUGCCUUUUAUCAUCGGAAGCGCGUUGGCUUCAACCGUAGCAAUCUAUGGAGUGACAACAGAUCUCAUGCAGUUCCUGGAUCACCGGUUCAGCAUCAAGAGCAUUAAAGCGUCGCAAAUCACCAACAUAAUCAACUCUCUCAUGAACUUGACGCCGGUGGCCGGCGCGCUCCUGUGCGAUUCCUACCUGGGCUGCUUCCUCACCAUCUCCAUCUUCACAUUCAUCUCUUUCUUGGGGACGCUGAUGAUAACAUUGGUGUCAGUAGUUCCAUCCUUGGCUCCGCCUUCCUGUGACCAUGCACUGGGCUCAUGCCAGCCUCCCUCCAUGACUCAGUUUGCGCUGCUGUGCUUAGCCUUUGCAGUGGUCACACUCGGUGCGGCCGGGACAAGUUUUACCUUCGUCACGGUUGGUGCGAACCAGUUUGACAAGGGCAAGGACCAAGAAGUGUUUGUUAAUUGGUUCUUCUUUACGACUACGCUUGCGAUGCUCGUCUCGUUCACUGUGGUCGUCUACGUCCUGGACAAUGUGGGCUGGGGCUGGGGAUAUGGUACCUGUGCGGUGCUGAAUGCCAUCAGCUUUGCGCUGUUUGUCAUAGGCAAAUGGCGCUAUCGAGACGUGAGACCAAGGGGAAGCCCUUUGGCUAGCUUGGCUCGCGUGGUGGUAAGCACGGCUCGCAAGGUUAACCUAGAACUGUCCAAGAACGACGAGGUCUAUUACCGUGGACUUGGUGCACAGGCACAGCCAUUAGUACCGACUUCCAGUUUCAGAUUCAUCAACAAAGCAGCUCUCGUAACAAAGGGCGACACUGAUUCGGACGGCUCAAUCGCAAAGCCAUGGAGGCUAUGCACCAUUGAAGAGGUUGAGGAUCUCAAGACUCUGCUCAAGCUGCUUCCUCUAUGGUCUACCGGAAUCUUUCUCACCACAGCUACCGGAAUUCAAACUAAUCUCAACAUUCUGCAGUCCCUCACCAUGGACCGCAGCCUCAAUCGGCACUUCAAGAUCCCGGCUGCUUCCUUCCAGGUCUUUGUAUUCAUCAGCAUGGCUCUCUUUCUACCGAUCAUUGACCGAUUCUUUUACCCGGUUUGGCGGACAUUGACUCGCCAGUCCCCGACAAUUCUUCACCGGAUUGGAGCAGGCCAUAUAGUAAAUGCUGUUGGCUUGGCUGCCAUGGCAUAUGUUGAGUCAAGAAGGCUCAAAAUGGUGCACUCUCAUGGGCUCCAGAGCCGGCCUGACCUUAUGGUGCCAAUGUCAGCCCUAUGGCUAGUACCGCCCCUUGCACUCAUCGGAGCCGGCUCAGCUUUCUACAUUCCGGGCCAAGUGAGUCUGUACUACCAAGAAUUUCCGGCGUCUCUUAAGAACACGGGCACGUCGAUGAUGUCGCUGACGAUGGGGAUCGGAUUUUACUUUAGCACUUUGGUUGUCGAUGUGUUGCAAAAGGCCACAGGAUGGCUGAACGAUGAUAUCAACAAAGGCCGCCUAGACCAUGUGUUCUGGAUGUUGGCCGUGCUAGGGGGGCUCAAUUUUCUUUACUAUAUUGCAUGUGCUAAGUUGUACAAACUUCAAAGCACGAGAUAAUUGACUUUUUGGUCAAUAAAGGAGAUGUUAACUCAAA
This is a messenger RNA of Nymphaea colorata (pocket water lily), 1783 nucleotides long. Its product is annotated as protein NRT1/ PTR FAMILY 2.7-like. Gene Ontology annotation, cellular component: plasma membrane. The transcript has 4 exons. Gene Ontology annotation, molecular function: transmembrane transporter activity. The coding region runs from base 70 to 1746 and encodes 558 amino acids. The record is from RefSeq and is a predicted model, not a curated record. Gene Ontology annotation, biological process: transmembrane transport. Lineage: Eukaryota; Viridiplantae; Streptophyta; Magnoliopsida; Nymphaeales; Nymphaeaceae.